AUUGCCUUUGUACUCGUCCAGUCAGUAGAUCAAAAAUUUGAAAUUCCUUCUCGAAACCCAACUAUUUUACAUCUGAGACUCAGUGUCUUGCUCGGGAAGCCAUGGAGGAGGACCUAGAGUUUCUUAUCAACGCCUUGUCGGUGCCCAACACCCCACUGACAGAGCCCUACGACGAGGGGCAGUUGCUGGAGAUGCGAGAGACCUUCAAGACGGUGCAGAAGCUCAUCCGAAGCCGCCCUGCGGAAGUGGAGGAGAGUCUUCGCCAAAUGCCGCGAUCCAAAGCCGGCGGGGACACAGGCAGGGUCAAGGACCGAAAUCUCAACUCGAUGCUGGCCCUGAUGGACAGUGAUUGUAGCAGGGGCUCCCCGGCCUGGACAUCGGCCGAUAGUGGAGCUCUCACUUCGCCGAUCAUUUCGGAAUGCGGCCUGCGAGGCAUGAAAGUGAUGGGCCAAAACGACACUGAUUUGGAGAGCAGUCAGUUCGAGUCUGAUGAGGAGUCCCAUGGUGCUCUGGUGCCCUACGAGGAGCUCUACACGGACAAAAGUGCCUCGGAAACGACUCUCACUGGCGAGAGUUCUGUAUCCUCCACGAUAUCCUUUAGCAUUCCCAUGCAAGUGGUCUGGAGCAACAGCGACUACUCGUCGCAGGUCUCAGAUAGCGAGACCACCAUCACGGCCGAUGGACACAGGUUCUCACUCAUGAAUUAAGAGGUUUUGCCACAUUAGUCUUAAAAUUUUAGUGAUUUCUAUAUAGUGACUUGGAUUCUGUAAUAAUUUUAAGUCAUUUCAAUGGUUUGCAGGGCAUAAGGAUGAUUUCUGAAGAGUAAUUGUGGUUAAGGUUAAAGGAUACAGAAAAUCACUUUAAUAAACAGUCCAAAAUUAACAGCA
This is a messenger RNA of Drosophila bipectinata, 887 nucleotides long. RefSeq lists its product as uncharacterized. The record is from RefSeq and is a predicted model, not a curated record. NCBI's taxonomy places the organism in Eukaryota, Metazoa, Arthropoda, Insecta, Diptera, Drosophilidae.